Phasianus colchicus (ring-necked pheasant) is the source of this 10361-nucleotide messenger RNA. Lineage: Eukaryota; Metazoa; Chordata; Aves; Galliformes; Phasianidae. The record is from RefSeq and is a predicted model, not a curated record.
GGCGUCAGCGGCCCCGGGACGGGCGGGGCUCCGCGUGCGGGUGCCGGCAUCGGAGAGCGCCGGCUGGUGGGUCGGAGGGGCCUCGCAGCCCCCGGCGCGCCCUGCCGCCUUCCGGCUGCCCCCAGCUCCGGCUGCCCCGGCCGUGGCUCUGAGCCCCAGGGAUGGGCGCCCACGGCUCCGGGCAGCGGUGCCAGCGCCUCACCGCCCUCUGAGGGAAGGGUUUCCCCCACAGCUCACCCACACCCGCCUCUUUUAGCUUAGACUCUUUUCUCCUUGUCCUCUCCCUGUCUGCUGGUGUAAAAGGUCGGUCUGCCUCCUGUUCAUCAGCUCCCUUUAAGUCCUGGAAGGCAAUGAGGUCUCCCUGCAGCCUUCUCCUGUCCAUGCUGCACAGCCCCGGCUCCUCAGCCCGUCUCCAUAGCAGAGGUGCUCCAACCUCCGAGCAUCUUCAUUGCCUCCCCUGCCCCGCUCCAACAGCUCCCACCCUUCCCGUGCUGGGCCCCAGGCCUGGACGCAGCACUGCAGCUGGGGGCUCCGAGGGCAGAGCAGAGGGGGACAAUCCCCUCCCUGCCCGCUGCCCCCCUCUGCUGACGCAGCCCGGGAUGCAGUCGGCCUUCGGGGCUGCGAGCGCACACUGCUGCCUCACGUCCAGCUCUUGGUCCACCAGAACGCCCACGUCCCUCUCCGCAGGGCUGCUCUCUGUGAGCUCUUCUCCCAGCCUGCACACAGCUGGCAUUGCCCCGACCCAAGUACAGCACCCCGCACUGGGCCUUGCUCAACCUCAGCAGGUUCUCGUGUGCCGCUUCUCCAGCCCGCCCAGGUCCCUCUGGGUGCUCUGUCCAACACAGAGAUAAGGAUGUGGUGCAGGACCAUGUUGAAGGCCUUGCACGACUCCAGGCAAUCAUCAGUUGUUCUUCCUUUGUCCACCAGUCCACCACUUACCGCAUUACGGAAGGCCACCACAUGGGUCAGGCAUGAUCUGCCCUUGGUGAUGUCCUUUUGUUAUGUAGUAAAAUACUAUCCUGGAAGAUCCUUACAGGUUAAGUCAGUUCCACGACCAAGCAGUCACUGGAGUUCUCCUAGUAGUGUAUAUGCUUGCCAAUCAGCUUGGGAGAGCUGGUGAAUUUGGGAUCAUGGCUUAAAGAACUGCUGUGCUAAUUUGUAUGGUUUUGCCCUGUCUCUGACCCUCUCUACCUGCAGCUCCUUUGGAUGCUGUGAAACACUUCUUGCAGCAGGGUCAGUAAAUGCUCCAACAGAGGAUGCAGUUACACAAAGCACAUGGGUUCUGGCAGAGCCUGUGUGAGACAGCUGCAUGCAGCUCAUAUAAAUGGAGACAUCUGCAUGUGGUGGUCUUUGCAGGACAUCUCUGAAGUAUCUGGGUUACUGAGAUGCUGAUGCUAAUGUUGAAAUGUGGGCUCAAAAGGGACUUUAAUGAAUGGAAGAGUUAUUUUACAUGCUGUUGCUUGUGCCCAAACACUACACUGUUUUACUGUAUAAUUCAGCUCCUGCUCCACAAACGUGUGUGGUCACACAAAACCUUUCUUCACAGGCGUUUUCCUUCUUACAGGAGAAGUCAUCUCGCUUGUCUGCAGCCUUGCUUGGUGAGGACUGUGAGAUCAGCCCGGAGCAGCUGUACGAGCUGCUACAGUACGCGGCCCUGGGGAAACACCACAAUGCAGCCCAGCCCAGCUGGUGCCAUAUUUAUCACCAGAGCCAUCUGGCUGGGGUUGUGGUUAUUGUUCUGCAUGAAAUGAGUCAGCUCCAUUUCUACAAAUUCUAUUUACAGUUCAAACACCUCCGAAAAGUGUUCCGGCAUAGAUUCACAUUACCAUCCCCUUCAGCUAACUUCCUAGCCAGUCUGUGUGGCGAAGGAGUGAGCCUGAAUCCUCAAGGCACUGCACAAGGCUUGAUUUCCACUGGCAUUGAAUGUAUUCCUAAAAGCUCAGGCUUGCAAUGUGAUCCCAUCAUCCGGAAAUACGGCAAAGAAAAACGAGGCCUCACGAGCUAUACUCUAACUUCAGAAGAGCUGAAAAAGAAUGAUUAUCCUAUGAGAGAUUCCCCUGGAUGUAAGGGUUAUAUGUACACAGAGUGUGAUCUUCAGAGGACAGACAGCAGCCCCCUCUUCGGUCUGGAUUGUGAAAUGUGCCUGACUGCAAGAGGGAAUGAAGUCACUCGUGUCUCUUUGGUGGAUGCAGAGGGGCAGUGCCUUCUGGAUGAGCUAGUCAAACCAGAAAGUGUGAUAGUGAACUACUGCACCAGAUACUCAGGAGUCACAAGGAAAAUGCUUCUUCCAGUGAAAACAAGAUUGCCAGACAUACAAACCAGACUGAAAAAGAUACUUCCCCAUGAUGCGGUGUUGGUGGGUCAUUCUCUAAAUGCUGAUCUUCGGGCUUUGCAAAUGAUCCAUCCCAGUGUUAUUGAUACUUCAUUACUUUUUGCCAGAAAUGAAGGCCGAAGAUUUAAGCUAAAAUUUCUAGCCAAAGCUGUUUUGGGAAAGGAGAUCCAGUGCGAACAGAGGCUUGGUCAUGAUCCUGCAGAAGAUGCUAGAGCUGCAUUGGAAUUGGCUCAAUUCUUUAUUAAGAAGGGACCAGCGAAGGUAGCAGAACUAAACUUGGAAAUGCUGCUGGCAGCUGAAAGGCAGACUGAAGUCUCACCAAACAAAUCUGUGAUGCAGCCACAGCAAUGUGGGGUCCAGAGGCAGCUGAGUGAUCCUCCACGCUUAUCCAAACCAUGUUUUCUGGCCUGCUUGCAGGGGAUGGGCCAGGAGCCCCUCCUUUUGGGCAGACAGGAACUGGACUCUUCUGGCCUUUGUCAGAGUGACCUCAGCACUUCCAACAAACAGAUUCUUCAGAGAGCCUUGGAAGACAUUCCUCUCUCCACAUUCAGUAUAAUUCAGUUCAGUUUGGAUCCAGAGUAUGUUGCAUCUCACUGUCUUGCUGGAUAUUGCGAAAAGGUGAGAAACAAGCUGACUGACAUGCUGACAAUUUACGCAGGUCCUUUUGAAGAAGACUUUUGCCUGAAGUCUGUGAAAAAAGAAUUUGGAAGGUGUGGGCCAAUUCAGUCUCUCACGGUGGUGACUGAAACGUACAGGCCAUAUGUUUGUAUCCAGUACAACGUGCUGGAAGCUGCCCAGCUUGCUGUGGAAAGCCUAAAUGGAGCUGAGGUAGCAGGAUCGUGCAUUAAGGUUCAGAGACCCAUCACUGCGGCAACACUGGACUGUGAUGUUCUGAUAAAGGAACUGGAACUGGAUAUAGAAAACGAAGGUGUGAUUUAUGUGGCGGGAAUAAAGAAAUCAUUAACAGAGACAGAUUUGCAAGAAGAAUUCAGCCCGUUGAAAGACCUGGAAACUCUUUUCCUGCCGAAGGAUCUCCAGAGUGGAAAGCACAGCACCUGCUGUUUCCUCAAAUUCCAGAAAUCGCAAAGUGCGGCAGAUGCCCUGGAAGCUAUAAAUGGCUGGGCUGUGAGGGGCAGCACGCUCAGAAGUAGGCACGCUCUUGCUUCAGGUCACCUCUGGAGAUGGAUUUGGCAAAUGAAUAACAGCAGUGAAAAGCAAGGAGAAAACAGUUUAAGUGAGAAGAUGGCACCACUGUCUGACUCUGAGCAGGAUGUAAAGAAAAAGGUGAAGAAGUUAGACCACCAUAUAAAAAAGCUUUAUAGAAGUCUGCAGGAUAACACCUUGUGCAUUGUUCUCUUUCCUGGAAUGAACAGCAUUCACGGAUCACAGUCUGGCCUUGGUCUGAUGGGAAUAAAAGAUGAGGGAGGGAGCAGUGCUUGUUAAGCUGCCAAAUUUUUAAUCAAAGUCUUUUGUAAAGAUAUUCAUAGUUACUUUAAAUAUUGAUGUCUUUGUAAAGAGCCCUUGCUGUAGGAACAAUGGGCUUUCACGCUGUAUCUUUUAUAAAUUCUAAAAAUAAAAGCUAUUCAAAACAUCUUAAAAGCACAAAGCCUUUUCCGUUAAUACUUCUGGCUGUGGCAUUUUUCCCUGGCACUGAAUUAGGCAAACACUUUGGAAGAGCUGAGGGCAGCGCAGGGGAAGUUUUCUGUAAAACCCCAUCGCUGUGAUGGAGUUCAGUGAGUUGUUUCAGCGUGGGGCAGUGAUGUACUGCAGGGCUCCUUCACUGCAGCCGUACCUGCAGCAACCACGCUCUCUGCUCCAUGGAACGUGCUGUGCCAGCUCCCAAAACAGUUACGGCCUCAUUUCUGGAAAAGCCCUGUACUUCAUGGAAAGGAGGAAUUAGUGAUUCAUACCUCUUGGACAAUCUCUUUUCUCCCACACCCCUUAGGAAACUAAAAAUUGCAACUUGGCUGCAGUGGGAAGGGCAAGGGCUGUUUGUUUGGGCCAUCUCAGCACGCAGCUUUAGAAACUUAACUCGCCGUGUUUUUGGUGGGGAGCUGUAAGUGCAGAGUUGCUGCAGGAGCCAGCCCUGACCAGCAAUAGUGUGAGAUGAGGUACAGCCUGAUGGUGUCAGCUCUGAGCUCUGCACACCUGGAACCGAAGGCUGCUUUACCACCCCUUAUCAACAGACUGAACUACAACAAUGCCCAAAAAAAGCUUUGGGCAUUAGGGGCAAAAAAAGAAAAGGGGAAAUGCUUGUUACCAAGUUUAAAAGUGAGACCAAGGGUUUCUUAUUAUGAAUUGAAAUAUGCUGAGAUAACGUUGAAAUAGUUAGUCCUGAAAAUGAUGAAAUGCAGUCGAUAGAACAUCACCCCCUCCUACUUCCCUGCCCAGAUCCCCAUGCCCACCUCCCAGGCUGAGCUGAUAGAGCAGGAACUGCUGCAGGGAGCAGCAAAGAGCAAUGGCAGGGAAAGGGCACUGCAGCUCAGGCCAUGGCAGUGGCAGGCAGUGUGCACAAUGGUGCUCGCUUCAGGUUUUUUCAUACCUACAAUUUAAAGCCUCUAAAAUUCCUCAAAUGAAAUCACUUAUUAAGCAAGAUGAAUGCAGCCAUUUAUUUCUUUUAUUUUAGAAAGGUACUGUAUCCACGCCCAGUGAGCUCGGCGGCCCUUUUCAAACUGGGAUAACCAUGCUGAGCCCCUUGUCAUUGCAGCUACAAAAAUGGACGGCAGUCUGAUCCUCCAUGCAGUGCUGCUGGAGGGAAUGGCGACUGCCACGGCCGCACUCAUCCCUCCACACAGCCCCUCUUCUGUAAGACUGCUCACAUCCAGCACCUCGUACAAACCUUGUGCACUGCAAAUCUGAGCAAAUAAACCAGGCCAUUUUAAUUCCAAUGCACUUAAGAACAGGGUAGGCGCCUCCCUGCACAGGGUUAGUAAGCAGCCAGGAUUUCUGCUUGGGAAACUAUGGAUAACAAAUAAAAGUAGCAAGAGUCCUAGUUAUAGUCAUGAAAAAAUAAUUAAUUUUUCCCCUUUUAAUUGAAAAUGUAAAAAGGACUUCAGGUUUAAAUAAAACAUUUUGUACAAAGCUUCACAAAAAAGUGAACACCAAAGUGUCAUUGUAUAAACACGACAAAUGACUCAUUUGUUCAUAACGCACAGAACAACGUGCAAGUGCCCUCUCCCAGGGACUGGGUUUCUCUGGCCGUCCCCUCCCUCAGACCUUACUGGAGUAAGGAGACCCAGAAGCUCUGAACAUUUACAAAGCUACAGUACUCAGGAUACAGAGUGACUACAGGCAAUACUUUUUUGGUGGUGAUGGGGUUUCAGGGCUUUUUUUUCCUGUUUUUUCUUAGUGGGUGUGUCAAUGCUUCAAUAUACAGAAGUAAACAAUCUCACAGGUGAAUGAAUGGCAACUUGGAUUAGAAAAAGCACCAAAAUAUUUAAUAUACAUCUGGCACAAACUCCACAAGAUGUCAGUAAUGGACAAACUGAUGCUUUGCUUAUAAGUAAAGAGAAACCUUAAUGCUUUUCUUCCAAAAGGGACCGAACAUUGCACUCAGUGUUGCUAUCAAGUAACAACAACCUUCUCAUCACAACCUGUGCACCGUGCCUCAGAUUGCACACUGUGUGGGACGCUGUUUCCAUUCUGUUCCAGAUGAUAGCGGUGAGCAAACAACACAAGAGAAGUAUUUGUAAAACAACAAAGCAGAUGAGACUCAGUAUAGAUGCAUCACCUCAAACUUUUCCCACUUUUUCUCCAGGUCACAGUUUCACACUUGGCCACAUUCCUCGAAAAGACAUCCAGCAUGAAACAGAAUUUACUGCAGCCUUUUCAAGCAUUACAACUCCACAGCACUCGUGACAGUGCCAGCUGGAGGAGGAAGCGUGGUUCUGCUCCACGACAAUACAUUCAUCAUUUCCUGUGGCGAGAAAAUUGGAUCAGGCGUGGUGUCUGCUGCUAAGUCCAAAAAGCAAGGAUUACUCCAGAUACAGAGAAUGGUAGAUUUGAUCCCAAGUACCCUUGAGGGCCUGGUAGCUAGCUGUGUUCACAUACAGUUCAGUGGAAGCUGCACAAAGGCGUGCUGCUUUCACUGUUUCCUUACAAUUUUUCACUUCUCUGGGAGCGUACACUACCAAAACACAUUCCUUCCAUACAGGGCGAUGUGGCCACACCAGGGCUGAGCUCCACAACAAGCAUCUGUGCUGCAAGCUGCAGUUCUCCAGGCUGGCUCUGUCAGUGCUUCCUCCCCCUCCACGCAGCUGCAGCAAUGCGGGCUCACUUUGUGCCCCAGGUCAGCUGGGAUGGAGCCCAAAAGUGCCGGGUGAGAACCCCAUGCUGCAGUCACAUCCAUCUCUCUUGGAACUCCAGCUAAUGGACAACUCGCAGCAUGAAGCCUUCCCACCACUCCCGGUGGCCCAUUUCCUUUCUGAGGGACCACUUAAACUUACUGAUAAGAAAGAAUGCGUAUUUUUAAGAUAACUAAGCUUGACUUAAGAGCCACUCCCGUGGCACAGGCACAGCUCCGUCGGCAACAUCCAAGCAUGCUGCCCCAGCUGCAGCCAACCCACAGCCCAAGGAGAAUCUGCAAGUAAGAAGCAAGAGCAUUGCAGACAAAUGUGUUUAUUCUGCAUGUAAAAUGCAUGUCAUCUAGAAAGAGAUUUUAUCUUCAGGAUGCAAUUAUGCAAAGGUAGAAGCUUUCUAAGAACAGAAAAGAAGGAGAACCUCCCAGCGUCUCCAGCAUGCGUGAGCACUCUCAGCUCUGCUUUAAGCGCAAGGCGUUCAUCCUGAGCAGACACCGAGCGCAGGGAGGAAGCAGCAGCUGUGCAGCCCUCACACUUUUGCAGCCUUCACUUUUUGUUGCCACAACUCAAGAUGGAACAAAGCACAGAAUAUGUAAGAAAUACACUCAUAGCACUGCAUCAGGUGGGUUCCUGAUGCUUUUCAAGAGCAAAUGAAAGAGCCAGAUGGUUCCUUCUUGGGGAGCAGCUGCUCCAUCUCCCAUUAUUGUGGCCUGAUCUGGAAAGAGAAGGUGUGAUGCUGAAAGGCCCUGAGCCAGAUGGGAGCAGCUCCACUCACUGCUGCGCUCCAGAACUCACUCCCUGCAGGACUCACACAUCCCUUACCAGCUUGGUUUUGCUCCCUUCCAAAGGGCUGACUGCAUGCAGACUAAAAGCAGGAUACCAAAAAUAUGGUAAAUAGGUAACACUUAACAUGGGUCAAUUAAAAAGUGUACAUUACUUAUCCAGGCAUCAUAGCCUGGGAGAGGAUGGUCAACUUGAACUACUCAAGUCCAACAAGAGGUAGAGAUACCUAUGUACUUCAUGGUGAAGGAGUUACGGCCUUCUAUCUUACAAUCUCAUGUAUUUCACUUCAACUGAGGAUAUAAACUAAAGAUACAAUCUUUGAUAAUCCAGAGAAAAAAAUUUAACACCAGUGUCUCUACACACAACAGAAAUAAGCACACUUAUCUUUUACUACUUGUUUGAAAAAAAACAAAAGCCUUCAAAAUUUGUGUUUUGCUGUAUAUUGAAACACUGAAGAAUUUUCAGUUUCAGGCUAAGCAUCUUCUUUUUCAAAAUGAAAGGGAAAGUUCACGUGCACACAUUUCAAGCAGAGGGAGCUCAAAGAAUCAGGCGCAGGACUGAUCAAAGAUUCCUGCCACAAGGGCCACGUUGCAGAACACAGGGCUGCAAGACCCGGACCUUCACAAUGCCUGUUCUCUUACAGCGAAUAGGAAUGGCGCAGCCUCAGCCAGCACGCUGUGUCAGACCCGAGGCAGCCAGUAACCACACGGUGUUUAACUCUGCUUGUUUGUUUGGGGUUAUUUUUUGGAAACAAGGCUUAGAACCAUAAGGAAGAUGCUCAUGUCAGCAGUCGGUGCACAGAAGCAGCAGGUAAGACACGACCUGUGCUCUGUGGGGCCUUGGGGCUCUGAUGGCCACAGCAGCAGUUGGGACAAACCCAUAGCCCACAGCAGCCCGUGGCCCAGCAGAUCCCAUACCACCUGCCACAUUCAUCUCUUUUUCCUCGGGUUCUCUCCAUACCAUUGCACAGUACUACAGAGCUCUAAUUCUCCACACAGAAUAGCACCAGCAGCAAAUAAACACACCGUUCCACAUUCAGUUUCCAUUAAAUUACUCAUCAAGUUUGAUGGCCAACUCUGGGUGGAAUCUUUCAAAUCUGCACUUGAAUCAACCCAUCGAUAGUCUUCAACCCAAAAUCACACCCCCAGGAGGAACUGGCAUCACUGAGCCAAGCUGUCAAGGCAUUGCAGUAACACUGCACAGUGCCCAGUGCACAAAUUGCACUUCUUUGUGUCUAAGUGAAGGCAAUAAAAUGCCACAGAGUGUGGAUAUCAGAUCACGUUCCCAGUAAAUUCCUACAAUGAUCUGUAUAGUUAUCUAUAGUUAUCCCAAGUUGCAGCAGACUCACUUCACGCAUCAAGAUUUCUAAUGCAUACUCUAAGAAAAAAAACUAAAUAGACCCAAUGGUUUUGAGCACUUUUUCUGCAUCACUGCUCGAUCCAGUCCCGUGGCCAUUAAAGACAGAUUAUAUGGAGAGUGAAAGCAUUGCACCUCUUCCACAACUAUUCACAGUUUAACCACUAGGCAAGCACAUUUUCAGAGGCUCCAAUAUUGCUGCAGACUUUGCAGAAGUGCAUCUGAAGCAGCACUCCAGUGGCACAGAAGGGCAGGGCUGCUGGGGGUAGGAGCACCAAGCACCAGCACUGCUACGGAAGAGCUGACCCAUAACCACAGCUUCAGGAGUUUAAAGCAGGCACAGGUCUGGCUUGCAUCCUGUAACUGCCCUGUAAGCACCAAGCCCAGACUGAAACCAACAGCACUCUGCCAGGCCCACCUGUGGGCAGUUCUCCUUGUGCGCUCAAAGCACAGGACAGAAUUCACUGACAGCUGCAUGCCCUGCCUCCCAGAGAAAAUAUUGUUCCUUUCUGUAUACUCAACACCUGUCAAAAGAAAGAAGCCGUGUUGUGUCUGAUGCACUGAAAUGGCUAAGCCUUGAUGUGCUACAAAUUUAUUUCCUUACUGCAAUCCAUGUUCCACACCACCAGAUAAACGUGUUCCACAGAGCUCUCUAAUCCCCCCCUUUUGGAGUUGCUGCAGUUCAUUGUGCAGACAGGCAGCAGUCACUGCUCCAACUCUGUGUGCAGAGUUGCACCCUGCACUGGGUGAACACAGCUUUCAUGCACCAAACACUUUAGAACUACCUUUAGGAACAAAUGAACCGAUGAACAGAGCACCGAGUAGCUGAAAGAAUGUCCCAAACUUCAUAUAGCCUUCAUUUACUAUCAGCUCAGGCCUCCAUCUGGAGCUUUUGCCAGUGAAGCAGCCUCUGCUGGAGAGCUCUUUUCUCUUGCUUAAAGAAGAGCACCAGCAGAAAUCUCAUUGAUUCCACACUAACAGCACAAAUGCCUACUUUGCUCACCAAACCAAAAUACGGUUUUGCUGCCAAAAUGUGCUAGUGCUGUUAGGGCAGCAUGGAGGAUAAGAGCAGCAGGGCACCCUUGGGGCAGACUUGCCUGUAACGCCCUGAGCUGGGGCCCCUCCUGCCCAGGGACAGGCUUAGCUAGGCCUCCAUUUGUUCCCAACUGCUUCACUCUCCCAAGAAGAGCUUGCCAAAGCAGCACAGACCAAACCCUCCUGUUAUUAGGAGGAAGAGAUGCCAUCAGCCAUUUUGGGCUUGUUUUUAAGCAUUUUUAGACAGCCAUAGAUUGUAACUAAUGUACGAGCUCUGCACAGCCUGCAUGGCAGCUUGGGGCAUCAGCAGAGCCCAGCACAGAGGUCAGGCAAACACUCCGCUAGCUCAGCAGCAGACAUGCACUACACACCACCCCAGACCCAACAACAAGCUCACCACUGGAAGUUUGGCUUCCCUUAGCUUUAUACACUGUCACAAAACCCAUGAGAUGCUAGAGAUGACCCGUCCAGCUUUGAGGGCUUUUGUUGCUUUCAAUUUUUCACUGAAGCCAUUUUAUGAUCCUGAAGUACAGCUCUGAAAAUAAAAGAUGUGUGAU